AUGAAAAUAUUUUUAUUAUUUAUUCUUAUGUUAAUUAUUCGUAUUCCAUCAUCAUCCGAUGCAACAGUAUUAUUUUUUCAGAAAAAAUUAGAUAAACAAUCUCGUUUUCAUUCUAAUCAAGCACAAGAUAAUGCGAAAGUUAUGCCUGGAGCUGUUUGGACACAUUUUCAGUGUGAUUCGAAAAUAAGUCCAUUUAUUGGUGUUGGAUAUGGUUGUUAUUGUCCAGGUGCAUGGUGUUCAAAUAAUAAUCAAUGUUGUUCACAAAUGUGUUAUAAAAAAACUUGUUAUUAA
Messenger RNA from Adineta steineri, 291 nucleotides. NCBI's taxonomy places the organism in Eukaryota, Metazoa, Rotifera, Eurotatoria, Adinetida, Adinetidae. The record is from the annotation of a GenBank genome assembly.